Solanum pennellii is the source of this 1548-nucleotide messenger RNA. Its product is annotated as pyruvate kinase 2, cytosolic-like. Gene Ontology annotation, molecular function: magnesium ion binding; pyruvate kinase activity; potassium ion binding. Gene Ontology annotation, cellular component: cytoplasm. Lineage: Eukaryota; Viridiplantae; Streptophyta; Magnoliopsida; Solanales; Solanaceae. Gene Ontology annotation, biological process: glycolytic process. The record is from RefSeq and is a predicted model, not a curated record. The transcript is spliced from 7 exons. The coding region runs from base 298 to 810 and encodes 170 amino acids.
AAGAGUUCUCUACAAUGCAGGUUACAGAGGUGAAAGGAGAGGAUGUCGUUUGCUUGAUUAAAAAUUCUGCCACCUUGGCCGGACCAUUGUACACAUUACAUGUCUCCCAGAUCCUUAUUGAGUUGCCAACUCUUACGGACAAAGAUAAGAAGGUUUUAAGCAGUUGGGCGGUUCGAAACAAAAUAGAUAUCCUUUCACUGUCAUACACGCGAUGUUCGACAUGCCCGUGAAUUUCUAUCUAAGCUGGGUGAUCUUAAUCAAACAGAGAUUUUCGCUAAGAUAGAAAAUGUGGAGGAAAUGGGCAACUUUGACGAGAUUCUCGAAGAAGCUGAUGGCAUCAUUCUCUCUCGUGGAAAUUUAGGGAUAGAUCUACCACCUGAGAAGGUGUUCCUAUUUCAAGAGGCAGCUGUUCACAGGUGCAAUAUGGCUGGUAAACCUGCUGUGGUCACUCGUGUUGUGGACAGUAUGACUGAUUACUUGCGACCCACUCGUGCUGAGGCAACAGAUGUUGCCAAUGCUGUAUUGGAUGGUAGUGAUGCAAUUCUUCUAGGUGCAGAGACCCUGAGAGGUCUAUAUCCUGUUGAGACUAUUUCCACUGUUGGUAAAAUUUGUGCAGUGGUAAAUUUUACCUCAUUGCUGUUCUACGUAUGCCUGAUGCCUACCAUUGUGAAUUCGUUGUCAAUGGACCCCCUGAUUGUCUUCUUUGAAUCUUCUUUUCCUCGUUCUGUCAUUUGUUCUUUAUACUAUAACAUUGUAAUCAUCGACCUUCAGAGUACAAUUUCUAUUGACUCAAUGUCACAUUUUUGGUAAGAUUGAACAGUAUCAUAUAUAUGGAGCACAAAGUACACCUAAUAUCAGAAGUAGCAGUUAAUAGACUAAUGUACUCCUGUAUUGAACUAUUGAUGCCAUAUAAAGUAAAAGCUGUGUUGACUUGACGUAUUACCAUGAUUCUGGUCCUACCUUACAAAAAGCACAAUUAUGUUGAAUUCAAUGUUUAUUCUUUUCUCAUAGUGGAGCUGAUAAAAUUUAUUCUGAAGAUCAGAUAACUUUUCUAAAGCAUACCCCCUAAAGUGAAAUUGAGUGCGCCAAAAGCACUUUAAUCAUGUAUAGUGAAAGUUCUAGAUGUUUGAAAGGAUUUCAGUUCAUAAGUGGUAAAGUCUUAACAUACAUCAAAGGUACAUGGAUAGGCUUGCAGUAAGUAAUUUUAAAUGGCUCAUGCUCAGUGCAAGUUGUUGAGGACAAUCAAUUGCUGCGAUGGUGUGAAUCAGUCAUGCAGCUAUGGAACAAAUGAAUUAGGAAACAUAUUUACUCAGACUGAUGCUUGGUGUUAAAAAGUCUCUUAUUGUUAAGAGGGAUUUUUCCCCAUCCUUGCAGAUCCAAGACAUUUGGUAGGAAAAUUUUCAUCUGUUCCACCCUAAAUAAGUGAUUUCUUUCUAGAGCUGCUGCAGUUCUUUUGUGAUAGGCAUCAUGUAACAUUAUGAAUAUUCGGCUGAAGUGUAUGUUGGAUUCUCUUACAUCAUGUGGCAAUGUAUUAUUUGUUAGUUUUCA